This is a messenger RNA of Onychostoma macrolepis, 2687 nucleotides long. It is a transcript of the gene srpk3, whose product is annotated as SRSF protein kinase 3. The transcript is spliced from 16 exons. Gene Ontology annotation, molecular function: ATP binding; protein kinase activity. NCBI's taxonomy places the organism in Eukaryota, Metazoa, Chordata, Actinopteri, Cypriniformes, Cyprinidae. The coding region runs from base 97 to 2181 and encodes 694 amino acids. The record is from RefSeq and is a predicted model, not a curated record. Gene Ontology annotation, biological process: protein phosphorylation; regulation of mRNA processing; spliceosomal complex assembly.
UUCAAACGCACGAGCUGCUGUCAAUACAGCGCUGUGUCGGAGUGCGCAUGCGCAGAACCAACUGAAGCGAAUGUGCGUGAGGUGACAGCUGUCCCGAUGAUAUCGAUGAACGUAUCCAGCAGCGACAACAGCCUUCCCCAGAACAGCCACGGCAAAAAACAGAAGAAGAAAAACAAGAAGCACCGCAAAGCAGCGGCAGCAGCAGUGGAGAUCUCUAGUUUGGAGCUGGGACCCCAGAUCCCCUCCUCCGAUGAACUGUGUCACAUCCUCACCAUCCACAGACCCGCCACCCCUCCAGAGUCGCCCCCGACGCCCCCGUUAAACCUUUCCCAGAGCCCUCCAGACCUGCAGCCUCCGGCCCCCAUCCCUCACUCCAUUCCCAUCACAGUGGCUCCCUCACCCAGCGUCCUCUCGUCUCCAGACACACCUUCCACUUCCAUAGCACCUUCACUAGCUCUACCUUUAGUACUCUCCACGACUCCUCCUACUCCACAGACCCCGGCCAAUCAGACGACCCCACCACAAGCUCUAAGCCCUCCCCCUCCAGACUUUUCCCCGCCUCCAGCAGAAUUACUUGGGUCAGAUGAUGAGGAACAAGAGAAUCCGUCAGAUUACUGUAAAGGAGGGUAUUAUCCAGUGAAGAUUGGAGACCUGUUUAAUGGCAGAUAUCAUGUGGUCAGGAAACUGGGAUGGGGUCAUUUCUCCACUGUAUGGCUGUGCUGGGAUCUACAGCGGAAACGGUUUGUGGCACUGAAAGUGGUUAAAAGUGCCCAGCACUACACUGAGACUGCACUGGACGAGAUUAAACUACUGAGAUGUGUGCGAGACAGCGACCCCACAGACCCCAAACGAGAGCGGAUAGUUCAGCUCAUUGAUGACUUUAAGAUCUCUGGUGUCAAUGGUGUUCAUGUGUGUAUGGUACUAGAGGUGCUCGGUCACCAGCUGUUGAAAUGGAUCAUCAAAUCCAACUACAUGGGGUUGCCUAUGGUCUGUGUGAAGAGCAUUCUUCGACAGGUUCUCGAGGGCUUGGAUUACUUGCACACGAAAUGCAAGAUCAUCCACACAGACAUAAAGCCAGAGAAUAUCCUGCUGGAUGUGAAUGAGUUGUAUGUGAGACGACUGGCGGCAGAGGCCACGUUAUGGCAGAAGGCUGGAGCUCCGCCCCCUUCUGGCUCCUCCGUUAGCACGGCCCCAAGGGAAAAACAGAUGGGUAAAUUAUCAAAGAAUAAGAAGAAGAAGUUGAAGAGGAAAGCCAAACGGCAGCAGCGUCUGUUGGACGAGAGGCUGUUGGACCUGCAGAGGAUGGAGGAGUUGGAUGGAGUUUUGCCGCCGGAUGCUUCUGGAAACACACGAGCGCUCUGGAGGCUCAGUGAGGACGGAGAGGAUGACGACAAACACGCACAAAUGAACGGUAACGGACACUCUAUAGGAGCUCUGAAUAAACACAGUCCAGAAUCGGGCUCGUCGUGGUUGGAGGAGGGCUGUAACGGCUUCGGACCCCUUCGCUUCUCCAGCCCUGGAUCGGGCCUGUCCGGCAUGUCCGGCUCCAUCCUGUCAGCUACCUCUGAGUCGGCUCUGUCCACUCUGUCCGGAUACUCCACGGAGCGCUCGCUGCUCUCUCCCAACACGUACUCUGCUGCUGAUUUCUUAGUGAAUCCUCUAGAACCUCAGAACGCAGAUAAAAUACGCAUCAAGAUUGCAGACCUAGGCAAUGCAUGCUGGGUGCACAAGCACUUUACUGAGGACAUCCAGACGCGUCAGUACCGAGCUCUGGAGGUGCUGAUCGGAGCCGAGUACGGACCCCCCGCUGACAUUUGGAGCACUGCGUGUAUGGCGUUUGAGUUGGCGACUGGAGACUAUCUGUUUGAGCCUCACUCAGGAGAGGACUACACUCGAGAUGAAGAUCACAUAGCUCACAUCAUUGAGCUACUGGGUACCAUUCCUCCACACUUCGCCCUGUCAGGCAGAUACUCCAGAGAAUACUUCAACCGAAGAGGUGAAUUGAGGCACAUCUCCAACCUGAAGCCGUGGGGGCUGUUCGAGGUGUUACUAGAGAAGUACGAGUGGCCGCUGGAUCAAGCAGCCCAGUUCAGUGACUUCCUGCUCACCAUGCUUGAGUUCAUCCCGGAGAAACGCGCCACAGCCGCCGAGUGUCUACAGCACCCCUGGAUCAACUCCUAACGCGCCGUUUUCCUUGUGUUCACUGCGUUUGUGUGGUCUGCGUCAUUUAGGUCCGUCUGAUCACUUGGUGCACACAUCCACCUUUCAGAGCAUAAACUCACUGCUAAGGUAAAACAUACUGGAGAUACAGUAUCUGAGCACAGACCUAGCUAGAACCUCAAACCUAUGUUGUUUUUUAUAUAUAUAUUUAAAGAAGCUAUGAUCUCGGAACGUGAUGGAGAGAAUAUGUCUGUAGUCUGUCGAGGUUUCAUUGUACGGUCAUUUAAUUGUGUAGAAGGGUCACAUAUUUAUAUGUUAAAAUAGUGCCUUGACAUGCCAUCUGCAAAAACAAAAAAGUAAAAAAAUAAAAAUAAGCCCCUCACCUUUUUAUAUUUGUCUGCGAAUAUGUGUGAGGAAUGCUUGUUUGUGAACAUACAGAAGACUGUAUGAAUACUUGACUGAAUUCAAUAAAGACUUGAGCUCUAAAACCCUGUGUACGGAAGAAUAAAGGAUCACUUACAAACACA